Molecule: messenger RNA, 2079 nt
Organism: Camelina sativa (false flax)
Lineage: Eukaryota; Viridiplantae; Streptophyta; Magnoliopsida; Brassicales; Brassicaceae
Product: protein GLUTELIN PRECURSOR ACCUMULATION 3
Molecular function (GO): protein binding
Source: RefSeq, a predicted model, not a curated record
AGAGUCUUUGUGUUGUGUAGUUUCCUCCUCCUCCUCCUCCUCCUACCUACGAUCGAUCUGCAACAUAAUUCAAACGGAUCCGUGAGGUUUCGUUAUCAUCGGCUCGAGAUGCAUCACUGGGUUCAAGCUUCUUCUUCCGAUUUCAGUGGAACUCCUCCACAGCCACGGAGUGGGCAUACAGCUGUCAAUGUCGGGAAGUCCAUGGUGGUGGUGUUCGGAGGUCUCGUCGAUAAGAAAUUUCUCAAUGACAUAACUGUUUAUGAUAUUGAGAACAAACUUUGGUUUGAGCCAGAAUGUACUGGCAGCGAGUCAGAAGAAGGACAAGUGGGUCCUACACCGCGUGCAUUUCAUGUUGCCAUCACUAUUGAUUGCAAUAUGUUCAUCUUUGGUGGACGUUCUGGUGGCAAGAGGUUGGGAGACUUUUGGGUUCUAGAUACAGAUAUAUGGCAGUGGUCUGAGCUGACUAGCUUUGGUGACUUACCUACACCUCGUGAUUUUGCUGCCGCUGCUGCUAUUGGGAACCAAAAAAUCGUUUUGUGUGGCGGCUGGGAUGGCAAAAAGUGGUUGUCAGAUGUAUAUGUUAUGGAUACAAUGUCCCUUGAAUGGAUGGAGCUUUCGGUUUUGGGUUCAUUGCCACCUCCUAGAUGUGGCCAUACGGCCACCAUGGUUGAGAAACGGUUACUUGUUUUCGGUGGCCGAGGAGGUGGUGGCCCAAUCAUGGGUGAUCUGUGGGCUUUGAAGGGUCUGAUAGAUGAAGAGCGUGAAACCCCUGGAUGGACCCAACUAAAGCUUCCUGGUCAAGCACCAUCAUCUCGAUGUGGUCAUACAGUUACAUCUGGAGGGCAUUAUCUUCUGUUAUUUGGAGGACAUGGAACUGGUGGAUGGCUGAGUCGUUAUGAUGUCUAUUAUAAUGACACUAUAAUUUUGGACAGAGUAACCGCUCAGUGGAAGCGCUUACCAAUAAGCAAUGAGCCUCCUCCUCCUCGAGCUUACCAUACCAUGACUUGUAUUGGGGCUCGUCAUCUUCUAAUUGGUGGUUUUGAUGGAAAAUUGACCUUCGGUGAUCUCUGGUGGUUGGUGCCCGAAGAUGAUCCGAUAGCCAAUAGGUCAUCUGUACCUCAAGUUAAAAAUCCUCCUGAAAUCAAGGAGUCAGAGAGAGAAUUGGAUAAGGAAAGGGGACAAGAGGGAUUCAGUAUUGUUGAUUUGCAAAAGAAAAUGGGAAUAUCUGUUUCAUCAGGGCUGCGUUUUCAAAUUCCCGAGGAGUCAGAAGAUCAAGAAUUAGUUGAAUUAGGAUCAAGAUUAAUCGAGGGAGAUGUAGUUGAUGAUCGGGUCUUCAUGAUUGAGAUGGCAGCUCAAGCACUUCGGCAGCAUUGGAAAGAGUCCACUCCAAUAACUUUACAACUAAAAGAGCUUGGUUCCUUACUUCGAGAUUAUCAGCGACUGGUUACGCGAAAACACAUAGCACAGAACAGCUUAACAUCUACUGACUUUGGCCUCCCCGGAACGAAGACCUUUACGUUUUAUCAUAUCAAAAGUUCGUCCGAGUUGCGGAUUAACGAUAUCCCGAAAUUGCUGGAAGAAUACAAAACCCUUCUAAUCUGAUUGAGGAGCCGCAACAAAACUCACUAGGAGCAAAAUCAUCUUUAGAGGAAUUUAAAUACAUACAUGAUGCCAAAACCUCAAACAGGCAAACAGGUUUCCAUGUAAAAGGUAAAAUCCAUUAUCGCAAGGACCCAACAGUCUGGUUGAUCUCAUCCAGCUUCUUCACCCUUACUCUUUCACUUUCAGCCAGUAGCUGCCAAGAAGAUCACCGAGAUUACGAUCAGUAUUUCAAGUGCAAUCCUUAUAGCUAAAAGUCUUAGAGAAUCAGAUCUGUGAUAGGGUACGAUUGAUUUACCUCCAUUAAGAUUGAAACAAGGUGAGCUUUCUCUUUGUUCUUUUCGUCAAAAGCCUCCAGUACCUCUUUGUAUUCCUUCUCCUAUCAUAUAUUUAUCAUCUGGUGUGACUAUUGAUGAACAUAAAAGAGUUGUAGAGGUAAAAAGAAGCAGGAUUGUUAAUAAAGACUUAUAUAAAACCUUC